CGGAAUGCGUCACGUGUUAACCUCUGACCUCCCCGAGGUGCCGGCCGUGUGAGGUGAUGCUGCUUUCUGCCGUUGCGAGGUGUGGGGGCUGUCCGGGGUUGAGGACGGCCGUCCGGCGGCUCGGAGGCGGCUGGAACACGAUCAGCCAUCCGUGGAAACAUUGUGUGGUGAGAAGGGGCAAGAGUUCUGUUGUUUCAAAUGCCACGGUGCAGUCUGGCACUUCCUCCGUACCCAAUGCUGUCACCAACAGAAUUGUGGGGAAAUGGAUGAUUGCAUGCAGUGGGAUGGUCGUUGGGGCUGUGGUCCUUGGUGGAGUAACCAGGCUCACCGAGUCUGGCUUGUCGAUGGUGGACUGGCAUCUGCUCAAGGAAAUGAAGCCCCCAAGCACCCUACCAGAGUGGGAGGCUGAGUUUCAGAAGUACCAACAAUUCCCAGAGUUUAAGAUAUUAAACCAUGACAUGACUCUGAAUGAGUUCAAGUUCAUCUGGUACAUGGAGUAUUCCCACCGGAUGUGGGGUCGGGCGGUGGGCUUGGCCUACAUUCUGCCCGCCGUCUAUUUCUGGAGGAAGGGCUGGUUCUCGAGGAGCUUGAAGCUGCGGGUGGCGGGCCUCUGUGGCUUUGUGUGCUUUCAGGGUUUGCUGGGCUGGUUCAUGGUGAAGAGUGGCUUGGAGGACAAAAAGGAUUCACACGACAUCCCACGGGUCAGUCAGUACCGUCUGGCUGCACAUCUCGGAUCUGCAUUGGUGUUGUACUGUGCCAGUCUAUGGACUGGCCUGUCUCUCCUCCUGCCCCCAUUGAAGAUGCCGAAUACUCGCCAGGUGAUGCUGUUCAGACGAUUUGCUCAAGGGACUGGUGGACUGAUUUUUGUAACUGCACUCUCAGGUGCCUUUGUUGCUGGCCUGGAUGCUGGGCUUGUCUACAACUCCUUCCCCAAAAUGGGAGAACGUUGGAUACCUGAUGAUCUUUUGGCCUUUUCCCCAGCUCUCCGAAACUUCUUUGAGAACCCAACCACUGUUCAGUUCGACCACAGAGUUCUGGGUAUUGCCUCGGUGACUGCAGUGACCAUCCUCUACGCACUUUCCCGCAGGAUGCCGUUAUCCAAGAGAACUAGAGUAGCUCUUUCAUCACUGACUGCCAUGGUUUACAUGCAGGCUGCUUUGGGAAUCAGUACCCUGCUGCUCUACGUCCCCACUCCUCUGGCAGCCACCCACCAGUCAGGUUCGCUGGCGCUGCUCAGCCUGGCACUGUGGCUGAUCCAUGAACUACGCAGGAUCCCCAAGUGAUGCCGACGGAUGCCCUCUCAGCACGCGUCAGUUCCGUUGAACUCCAGAGUUCGCACCAACGUAGAUGGCGAUCACUGAUUGAUCGUUGGGAAGAGGAGCUGGCAUCACAGUGUGAUAUUGCUAUGCACAUUGUACUCAUGAAGUCCGCUCAUCGUCCAGCGGCUUCUCCUGAUGUCAGCUUUAUUUCUCCAGGAUUCUUUUAAAUGUGGCUGGUGGAGACAGGGAAAAUAUUUAAGUGUAAAGAUUAGCUUUAUUUGUCACAUGUACAGUGAAAUGCAUUGUUUGUGUCAAUGACCAACACAGCAUGUCCAGAACUUGUUAAACCUAAUCUGUACGUCUUUGGAAUGUGGGAGGAAACCCAUGCGGUCACGGGGAGAAUUCCUUACAGACAGUGGCAGAUUUGAACCCUGUAUCUGGCACUGUAUUAGCAUGAUGCUAACUGCUACUUUACAGUUGAGGCUACAAGUACAGAGAUCUAAAUUAAAAGACCGUAGGUGCACAAUAUGCUCAUUGAGUCUGCUCACUUAAAUGUAACUGAGUUUUGUUUUCAACCCCACUCUCCCACCUUUUUCUUGUAACCCUCACCCCUUAUCAAUCAACCUACCAACAUAAAUAUAUUGGUAAAAUAUAUAUAAAUAUAUAUAUAUAAAUGUAAAAUAUAUAUCUUUAAAAUAUAUAUAUAUAUAUAUAUAUAUACAAUAAUAUAUCCAAUCCUUAAAUAUAUCCAAUAAUGCCCUCCACAGCUGUCUGAAUUCCACAGAUCCAUCACCGUCUGGCUGAAGAUAAUCCUUCUCUGUUUUGAAGGGGCAAAUCUUUAUUCUGAGACUGUGCCCUCAGGGCCCAAACAAUCCUACUAACAGAAACAUCCUCUCCACGUACACUCUCCAGGACCUUCAGCAUCCGGUAGGUUCCAAUGAGAUCCCUCCGCUCAUCAUUCCGAACUCUAUCGAGUGCAGGCCCAGAGAUACCAAACUUAAUAGCAGGAAACACUACAAUUGUAACAACCAGUCUGCUCGAGGAGCUCAGGUCAUGCGGCCUCUGUGGGAGCAAAGGAACUUCCACCUGCAUCUGGAGGACCCAAAUCAUUAACAGGCCCACCCCCCCCCCCCCAUGCUGCUCGACCUGCUAAGACCCUCCAGUUGUUGCUUGUUGCUCCAGAUUCCAGCAUCUACAGUCUUCAGUCUCUGCUGUUACUUUUGCUUUGAAGUUUGACACUGGGCUGACUACAGUAUGAGUGAGGGCCUCCAUCAGUCAGAUUUGACCACGGAUAGUGCUAGUUGUCUAGAUAUGCAAGUCUGGGCAGUACGGUGUGGAGAGCAAGCUGUUGCCCAUGUGACACACAAAAUGCUGGAGGAACUCAGCAGGCCAGGCUGCAUUUAUGAAAAAAGAGUACAGUUGAUAUUUUGGAUUGAGACUGUUCAGGACUGGAGAAAAAAGAGUAGAGUUUAAAAAGUGAGGGGAGGGUAGGGAGAAACACAGUGAUAGGUGAAACUGGGAGGGUGAGGGGUGAAGUAAAGAGCUGGGAAGUUGAUUGGUGAAAGAUUCAGAGCUGGAGAACGUGGAGUACAGAAGGCCAGAGAAGAAAGAAAAAGGGGUUCAUGACAUCAGGUUGGAGGCUACCCAGGUGGAAUAUCGGGUGGUAUUUCUCCAACCUGAGUGUGGCCUCAUUGCAACAGUUGCCCAUGGAGCAAACUCCCUCUCUCCAUGCACCUGAUUAACCCAAAGGAAUGGCAGUAUUGUACAAUCACAAUGCUUUUAUGCUUUGACUGUUUUUAUGCUUUUAUGGUCCACCUCUUAGAGUUCUUCACAUUACUGUCUGCUAGUAGUUGGCUGUCGGUCAGGAUGUGAAGGUGAAGGAGUUGGCGUAGAGCUUUUGCAGUACCAGCAACCCAAGUUCAAUUCCUGCCACUGUCAAUAAAGAAUUCCUCCGGAUGCUCUGGUUUCCUCCCACAUUCCAAAGAUGUACAGGUUAGGUUAAUUGGUUGCAUGGGUGGUGUGGGGCAGCGUGGGUUUUUUUUCCAGCCAGAAGGGCCUGUUACUGUGCAGUAUAUUGAAAUUUUGUUGCUGGAAACUACCCAGACAAUGCAGAUGUAACACACAUUUCAAGAGGAAAAGUUUCUACACUUUUUUUUCUAAAAUGUAAUAAUUUAAGGAUAAAUCAACUGGAACAUGAGCAGAAAUCAAUAAGACUAAAUACAUUGUGAGUAAUUAAAAUCAAUAUUUUACAAUA
This is a messenger RNA of Hypanus sabinus (Atlantic stingray), 3513 nucleotides long. It is a transcript of the gene cox15, whose product is annotated as cytochrome c oxidase assembly protein COX15 homolog. The transcript is spliced from 9 exons. Gene Ontology annotation, biological process: heme A biosynthetic process. Lineage: Eukaryota; Metazoa; Chordata; Chondrichthyes; Myliobatiformes; Dasyatidae. The coding region runs from base 57 to 1283 and encodes 408 amino acids. Gene Ontology annotation, cellular component: mitochondrial inner membrane. The record is from RefSeq and is a predicted model, not a curated record. Gene Ontology annotation, molecular function: oxidoreductase activity, acting on NAD(P)H, heme protein as acceptor.